Prorocentrum cordatum is the source of this 1218-nucleotide messenger RNA. NCBI's taxonomy places the organism in Eukaryota, Dinophyceae, Prorocentrales, Prorocentraceae. The record is from the annotation of a GenBank genome assembly.
AGGCGCUCGGGGACGGCGAGGAGGAGCGCGGACUUCCGGCGAGCCCGAAGAAGCCCCUGGACACGAGCUUCCGGCCCGGGGACGUGUUCCGGGGCUCGCUGCGGGAGCGGAGCAGCGGCCUUCGGAACGUCGGCGGCCAGUCCCAGGAGGGCGACGCGCGCCUGACCCUCGUGGUCGGGGAGGCGGGCGCCGCGAGGCUCUGGGUCGUCAACGACGCGGUGGACGUGCGCAUCGCCAGCGAGGGGGGCACGACGCGAAUCGUCGGCGACCACCGCAUCCUCUCGGGAAGCUUCGACCCGGACCUGCUGUCGUUCCGCGGCGGCAUCGCGGCCAGUGACGCUCCCGACCAGGACACGGCGUCCUUCGUGCUGGGCCGCGACACCUGGGUCGCCCCGGAGCAGGCCGCCGCGGCCGAGCCGGGCAGAAGGCAGAAGCCGCGGCUGUUCGGCGCGGUGAACUGCGGGCGCUUCCCCGACUUCUGCAAGAAGAAGGGCGCGGACCCGGCGAUCACCAAGCGCUUCCCGCAGGUCCGCGUGCUCUUCCCGAGCCAGGGGCGCUUCGAGGUGUACCACGGCCGGCCCCUGGGCCGCGAGCUCGCCGCCUUCGCGCGGGAGUCCUCGCGGACGCCCGUCGUGGUGCCGGAGCUGCUCUGGGACAACGUCACGGCGCUGUCGGGCGGCCCGCGGCAGCCGUGGCUGGUGCUGCUGCGGAAGGAGCCGAAGGACAAGAAGAAGCGGGCGGACUGCGACCUCUGCAAGGCGGCGCUGCCCAUGCUGGGCCGGGCCGCCGUCCGCCUGCUCCGGGCCGGGGUGCAGGUGGCGUGGGCGAACUGCAGCGAGCCGGAGGGCAGGGUCUGCAGCUCGCUGGGCGGCGCCGAGGAGGAGUCCACGUGGGGCUCGCUGCGGUUCGUCGAGAUCGGAUCCGGAGUGCAGGGCGACUCCGACGACGCCAGGGGCGUGGGCCGAGCAGUGGCGCUGUGGGACUCCGGCCUGAUCGCGGGGGAGAUGUCCCAGUCCGGGCUCCUCGCCGCCCUGGAGGCCGCCGGGCACGCGGCCGAGUUCCUCCUCGGCUCCUCGGCCGCUGCGGGCGCCGCCGCCCGGCCGGCAGGCCCAGGGGCUCCCGACAGCAUCCCGCCCACCAGGUCGGAGCUCUGACCCCGCCGCGGGCGCGAGCGCGCUGUUUUGCUCACUGCGAGCGCUUCGGGAGGGAAGGGGGGCG